Molecule: messenger RNA, 2159 nt
Organism: Lotus japonicus
Lineage: Eukaryota; Viridiplantae; Streptophyta; Magnoliopsida; Fabales; Fabaceae
Exons: 2
Coding region: 158-1810 (550 amino acids)
Molecular function (GO): protein binding
Source: RefSeq, a predicted model, not a curated record
UUUCGCGCUAACCAAGUAGCGCGAGUCAAACCCCACACCGCGAUUGUGCCUCACGCUCCAAAUCCUCGCGUCGGUGACAGACACACUCUCUCUCUUGAAGAAAACACGAAGAAGAAGAAGAAGAAGAAGAAGAAGAAGAAGAAGCUGCUGAAGAAGCAUGAAGGAAUCGGAUCCUAUCACCGAUUGCGUUCACCUUCUAACUUCCCUCCUCGACGAAGAAAUCCCCACCGUCCAAAACCUCAAAACCAAGUGGUCACUCGUCCGAGUCAAACUCACCAACCUCCAAACCCACCUCACCGAUUUCUCCGCCGAGUUUCCCUCCUCCUCCGCCACCAACCCACUCUCUCUCGACCUCUUCCACUCCCUCUCCGCCACUCUCCACUCCGCCGUCUCCCUCGCGCAACAGUGCCACUCCCCCACCCACCUCCCUCGCGGCAAGCUCCAAACCCAAAGCGACCUCGACUCCCUCCUCGCCACCCUCGACCGCCACCUCUCCCACUGCGACAUACUACUCCGUAGUGGACUCCUCCUCGACGCCCCCGCUACCUCCAAGCGCGACGCCGUCCGAUCCGCCUCCAGAAACCUCAUCACCAGACUCCAAAUCGGUGAGCCUGAGUCCCGCGCCGCCGCCAUGGACUCUCUGCUUGCUCUCCUCCACCAGGAUGAUAAGAACGUCACCAUCGCCGUCGCGCAAGGGCUGGUUCCGGUGCUCAUCCGCCUUCUUGACUCCUCCUGCCCUGAAAUGAAGGAGAAAACCGUCGCCGCCAUCUCUAGGGUUUCCACCGUCGAUAGCGGCAAGAACGUGCUGCUUGCAGAAGGGUUGCUACUGCUAAACCACCUCCUUCGAAUUCUGGACUCUGGUAGCGGGUUUGCGAUAGAGAAAGCUUGCAUAGCGCUUCAAGCGUUGAGUUUCACCAAAGACAACGCCAGAGCAAUUGGGUGCAGAGGUGGAAUCUCGUCGCUGUUGGGGAUCUGCCAGGCUGGAACCCCUGGCUCGCAAGCUUCUGCGGCGGCGGUUUUGAGGAAUCUGGUGAAGUUCACCGAGAUCAGGCAGAAUUUCGCGGAGGAGAAUGGGGUGGGUGUUCUGUUGGCGGUGGCUUCUUCUGGCACUGUGGUGGCUCAGGAGAAUGCGAUUGGGUGUUUGGCGAAUUUGAUCUCGGAGGAUGAAGGCUUGAGGCUGACGGUGGUUAAGGAAGGUGGGGUGGGUUGUUUGAAGAAUUUCUGGGAUUCAGGUCCACCGGUUCAGAGUCUCGAGGUUGCGGUUGAGGCUUUGAGGCACUUGGGUUCGAGUGCCCCCAUUGCUGAGGUUCUUGUUGCGGAAGGGUUUGUGGGGAGGGUGAUGGGGUUGCUGAGUUGUGAUGUUCUCGCGGUGAGGAUUGCGGCGGCUAGAGCUGUUCAUGCUUUGGGGUUAAGCAGCGGGAAGACGAGGAAGGAAAUGGGAGAAUGUGGGUGUGUUCCUGGUUUAAUCAAAAUGCUUGAUGGGAAAGGUGUGGAAGAGAAAGAAGCUGCUGCAAUGGCAUUGUCGGUUCUGCUAAUUCACCCGGGGAACAGAAGGGUGUUUCGUAAGGAUGAAACAGGGAUAGUGAGUGCGGUACAUCUCUUGAACCCGUCGUUGCAGAAUCUGGAUAAGAAGUACCCUGUUUCGCUGCUACUCUCGCUCGUGCACUCCAAGAGUUGCAGGAAGCAAAUGGUUGCAGCGGGGGCUUGUGUACAUAUGCAGAAGCUUGUGGAAAUGGAUGUCCCCGGGUCCAAGAAACUCUUGGAAAGCCUUGGUCGUGGUAAGAUUUGGGGUGUUUUUGCUAGACCCUAGAGAUGGAUCAACAUGAACAUGAACAUGGAUAGAAUAAAUCAUGGUACAGGAACAAACAAGCAAUGGUUAUUCAUUGAUCUGUAUGUACGAUAGGCAGGCGUGUUCAGGUUUUUCCCUUCUUUCUUUUCCCCUUUCUUGUAAUUAUUAAUAAUUGAUAUUUAUUUCUAAUGUAUGUAGAAGUAAGUUUUGUUAAAUGAUUUUUGUGGGAACUUGAUUUUGUUUAGGAGGAUGAUAAAGUACAUGAUUUUGCAGUGUAUUGGUAGAGAGUAUGACCAGUCACAUAACUCAGUUGGUUUGCAUGUGUAGAGGUAGUUCAGAAUUAAUUGCUAAAAUGCUUCCUUGCAUAUGA